UGGUUUUCUAAAAGAGUUUGCCGGGAGACCGAUUGCAUCACUUGAGACCCCGACUACUCUGGAGUUGUCUGCAGAUUAGCCGUUGGUUGCCGGAUAUUAUCUUGUCGUUGACGUAUUUCGCAGCCGUAUACCGGACGGGAAGGAAAACGAGAACAAGGUUGCGGUUUUCACCAUGGGAGCAUCGAUCUCGGCGAGGCAGGACGGCAAGACGGAGGAAGAUGCGACGGCCGAGGAGCCGAAUGCGGAGGUGAACGAGGUCCUGGAGGGAGAGGAGGUAGACGCAAAGCUGCUGCAGAAGAACGGUCAGAUCUCGGCUCUCAACGGGGUCACAGAGGAACCAACAGUCGAGCUCAAUGGCUGCACUGAGGAGAAGGUCCUGGCGGAAGUCGGCCAGACAGACUCAGUGUCUGUCUCCCAGAAGGAGGACAGUCCCGAGACCAUGGACGUAGUCCAGGAGGAGGUGGCCCCUCAAGUGAACGGCGAAAAGGAGGAGAAGGCGUCGGCCGACGCGGACGCAGACGAGGUGACGGCGGAGGCGACAGAGGAGGAGAAACCGGCCCAGGAGUCGCCCCCGGAGGCCAACGAGGUGGGCUUCAAGAAAAUAUUCCGCUUCGUCGGGUUCAAGUUCACGCUGAAGAAGGACAAGAACGAAAAGGCGGAGCCGGUGCAGCUGCUGAACGUGGAGAAAAAGGAGGAGGAGGCGGCAGAGGCCGGCGCCUCCGAGGUCGUGGAGGAGACCAAGGAGGAGGAGGCCGCCACAGAGGAGGCGCAGCCAGCGGAGGAGGAGAAGGCCGCAGAAGAGCCGGCAGCCAGCGAGCCUGCAACCGAGCCGGUGACCGAAGAAACCCCCGCUGAGAAAACCAACGGAGACGCCACCGAGCCGGCCGCUAAAGAAGAAGAAGACCAGCCAAAAGCAGAGGAGGAGGCGGCUUCCCCCGAGAAGGAGGCGGAGCCGGAGGCGGAGUCCCCGACCACCCCCCCGGCCGCCCAGGAGACACAGUCCUCCCUGAGGAGGUUCUUCACAGGGGGCAUCUUCUCCAACCUGCGCAAGAGGACCAGCUUCAAGAAGCCGAAGGAAGAGGAGGCGCCGAAGGAGGAGAAGGCGCCCGAGGAGGGCAUAAAGGAGGCGGAAGAAGCGACGGACGCCGCCGCCGCAGAGGCUGUUGAGGCCGCUAAAGAGGAGGCCUCGCCCGAAGCUCCGCAAGAAGAGCCUGCCGCGCCCGAGAAAGCUGAGGCAGAGCCUGUUGCCGAGGAACAGCCCGUUGCCGAGGAAGAGGCUGUUGCUAAGGAAGAGACCCCCACUGAGGAAGAGCCUGUUGCUAAGGUAGAGGCACCCACUGAGGAAGAACCCGCCGCUGAGGCAGUGGCACCUGUCGCCGUGGAAAAAGAAGAGGUCGUGGUCGAAGCAGAGGCCCCUCCAGCUCCUUCAGAAGAAGUCGCAGAAGCACAGCCAGCGGCUGAGGUUACCGAGGUAAUGGCGGCCGCCGAAGACGCCAAACCACAAGAAGAGGAAAAGGCGGAAAGUCCUGCCGAGGAGCCGGCCGUCCCAGAAGAGGUGGCAGCGAUCCAAACAGAGCCUGAACUGCUGUCCUCCCAAGAGAAAGUCAAGGUCCAGGGGAGUCCGCUGAAGAAACUCUUCUCAGGGUCUGGCCUGAAGAAAAUCUCCUCCAAGAAGCAUAAGGCCAAGAAAGAGGCUGAGGCGAAGCUGACUGAAUCCGGUGAGCAGGUUGCUGAGCAGCUUCAGUCCUCCACCGAGUCAGCGGAGGGCCAGAAAGGAGAAAGCUCUGCGUCUUCUCCAGAGGAAUCCGGGGAACACGUUGUCAGCGAAGCUACCCAGGCAGAGGUGAGCCAAGAAAAUGAAGCAGAGGCGACUACCUCUGACGGGGAGAAAAAGAAGGACGGCAUUCUGCCCUGGUCCUCCUUCAAGAAGCUGGUGACACCAAAGAAGCGUGUCAAAAGACCAUCUGAGAGUGAGGACGAGGCCGCAGAGAAGCCCAAGUCCGCCACCCUGUCCUCCACGGAAAGUGCGGAGAAACCAGAAGAACCCAAGCCCGCUGAGGAGGACCAGAAGGCGAUGCUAGAACAAAGCACAGAAGAGCCUAAGAAGAAAAUGGACACAUCUGUAUCAUGGGAAGCACUGAUCUGUGUGGGUUCCUCCAAGAAGAGGGCGAGGAAAACGUCAGACUCUGACGACGAGGCACCCAGGAUCGAGGAGGAAGCCCUGCAGUCUGGAGAAGAAGCAAAAAAACCAGCAGAAUCACCACUUGGAAGCUCGCAAGAGGCGGAUAAUGAGCACGUGGCAUCGUCCCCGGAGCCAGCCGGGAGCCCCUCGGAUGGAGAGGGAGUGUCCACCUGGGAGUCCCUGAAACGAUUCGUCACCCCGCGCAGGAAGGCCAAGGCCGAGGACAAAACCGACGAAUCCGCCGGGACCUCGGGAGCUGAGCCCCUGUCCUCGGAUGGUGAAAUUCCCAAAGAGGAGUCCACCUUUUCCCUGAAGAAGCUGAUCCCUGGACGCAGGAAGAAGAAGGCCGAAGGCAAACAAGAGCAGGCCUCUUCCGAUGACGCAGGGAAAGAUGUGGGAUCGGCGGAGGAGGACUCGGACACGCCCGCCGUGGUCCCCCUGUCCGAGUACGACAACGUGGAGCCAGAGCAGGCGGAAACCGCACCAAAGGAAGAGGCGGUGAUCGCAGAGGUCGCACCUACCGCAGAGGCCGAGGUGGCAAAACCGGAACCGGAACCAGAGCCGGAGCCUGAGGUGAAGAAGCCCGCCGAAGUGGUCCCUGCCGCUGCAGCUGAUGAAAGAUCGCCGUCCUGGAUCUCGGCCUCUGUUGUGGAGGACGUUCAGGAGAGCAGCGCAGAGUGCAUAACCAAACACCAGCAGCUGAGCGACAUUCCAGAAGAAGGCGACACCGUGGCCACGCCCAAAUCCACCACCGAAGACGUGUCCAGGGACGAUACAAUCGCUGAGGACAUCGUGGAUUUGGCAUCGGAGGUGGUGACGGCUGUGGAGCAGGUCCCUGAGCAGGUAUCCAUUGCGGAAGAAACGACAGAGAUGGUCUCGGCCGUCUCUCGACUUUCGGAGUCCGCCGGCACCUCCGGCGAAACCACACCAGUGCCGGGAGAGGACGAGAAGAAGACGGAGGCGGUGUUGCAGGAGGUUGUGGAAACUGUCGUUGUGGAGUCGCAAGCCACUACUAUAUGCACGGACCUUGAAUCUCGGAUCAGUGAAGCUACAACCACCGAAGAUAAACCCGAGGUGGCGGAGGCUGCGGAGGCAGUAGCUGAGCCUGUGGUAGAGGCCGCAACAGCUGUGGAGGCAGAGGUGGAUCAACCUGCGGAAGUAGGAGAAGUUAAAGACGAACAAGCAGAGGCUGAAAUAGUGGCUGAGUUGCAGGAAGUCACUCCCCCAAUUAACAUUGCGGUGGUCAACACAGUGGAAGAAGGAGCGGAGCACAUAGAAGCGAUGGUGGUUUCCGAAAACACGCCCAAGGUUGAAGCAGAAGAGCCAGCAGAGAUGACAGUGGAAGAAUCAGUCUGCAGCCAAACCUCGCAGGUCACCGAGGUGCCCACUUUGGAAGGCGAGAAAGUGCAGGAACUGGAUGAUGUGCCGCAGACCGCUGCCGAUGCUGAACUUGCACCGGUGGAAGAGGUGGUUGAGGUUGUGACACAGGAAGUGAUCACCUCAGAGCCUGAAACCCUAGCAACGGUGGAUGUCCAAGAGGCUCCAAUUCCUGUUGUGGAAGCUCCUGCUGAAAUCGCAGUGGUGCAAGAGACAGUAAGCAUUGUUUGCCCCCUUUCUGAGACAACUCAGCCCAAAGAAGAGGAGGUGUCAGCAGAAACUGAAGCAGCUCCAGCAGAGGUGACCGCCAUUGAGGAGGUCCUAGCCGAGCUGAAGGCAGCAGACACGCUCUCUGCAGAAGUAGCUGUUGAGGCGGAAAUUGAGGCAGCUUCAACCACCGAAACCACCAUUGAAGGGCAGGUUCAAGUUGUGGAGGAAGAGGUGGGCAAGGUUGCCGAAGCCGUCGUCGAGGCAGAAAUUGAGGCAGCGUCAGCCACCGAAAGCACCAUUGAAGGACAGGUUCAAGUUGUGGAGGAAGAGGCGGGCAAGGUCGCCGAACCCGUCGUCGAGGCAGAAAUCGAGGCAGCUUCAACCACCGUGAGUACAAUCGUUGAAGAAGUCUGUGAGAAGGUGGAGGAAGUUAAGGAGGCUAUGCAGGCCGAGCAGGUGGAAGAGGAGGCCAUUGAAGAGCAAAGCACCGUCAUUGUCCAGACUGUGAUCCAGAGUGCGGUUGAAAACCUGUCUGAAACUGUGAAGGAAGUAGAGCCAGAAUCCCAGGCACAAGAAACCGAGGCUGCAGCCCCGGAAACCGCAAAGGCCCCCGAGGAAGUGCCAGCAGUAGAGGCUGAAGCUGAAGACGCAAAAGCUCCUGAGACAACCGGAGAUGCUGAAGCUCAUGUGGAACCGCCCGCAGCUACAGAGGAAGCUCAGGUGGAGACGGACAAAGAGGUCAAAGAAGAGUCAAAGGCUGCUGAAGUUUUGGAGGAGGAGAAAGAGAAACCCGCGAAACAAAUUCAAGAAGCCGUGCAGGUCGUUGAGGUGCUCCCGAUCGCAGACGAACAGGUUCACGCUAGUGAAGACAUCUGUCAGGAAACUGCCUUGACAGAUGUCGAGGGCGGGGGUAAACAGGUGGCAGAGGUGGAAGUUAGGGAGGAGCAAUUGGAGGAAGCAAAGGUUGUAGAAGAACAGAUAGAAAAGGCAACAGAAUGUCUGAACGCAGCCGCCCAAGAAGAAACAAAGGUUGACGGAAAGUCGGAGGGCCAGGAAGAGACAGAGAAAGCAGACGCCCAAACGGCCGUGGUGGAAGAGGCCCAAAGUGAGAGGGAAAGUGAGAGCAAAGCAGAAACUGAGUCAGAGGUCAAAGGUGAAGCAGGGGUGCCCGAGGCAGAGAUUCCAAAAAGUGUUCCGGCUGAGGAAGUGGUAGAGGCUCCCGCCGAGGUUCCUGUCACAGAGCUUCCCGAGACAAAAGCAGAGGAACCGUGCCAGGCCGAGGUCUCUGCUGUAAAGGCCGACCCGGAAGCAUCGACUGAAGCUCCUCAGACCACAGAUUCGCAAGCCCCCGCGGACCCAGCCGAAGCCAAGACGGAAGAAAGUGCCCAGAAGGAGACGACGGAGGUCGUACAAGCUGAAGUGGUUGUAGAAGAGGUGCAGGUCGCCGUAGAGCAAAGUGUUCAACAGAUACAGACGGAGACGGUGGAGGACCUUUCCCUCGUUGUCAAAAAAGUACAUCAGGAGCAAGUGGCUGCCGUCCCUGAGGUGCCGGUGGAAGAAGCUCAGACAGCCAUAGCACCAGCGAAGAAGGAGAAGGAGAAGGGGAAGGAGACAAGCACCGUGGUAGAAGAUGUCAAGUGCGCACUGACGACGGUGCAAAAGCAGGCAGCCCAGAUUGCCAUGGAGGUGAUGGAGGAAACCGUGAACGAGAUCGAGCCGGUGUCUACAGAGCUGACUGCAGCAUCAUGAGCUGGUUGAAACGACAGGACGAUUCUCUGCCUGGAAGACGGCGUGUCUGAACAGGAAGCCGGAGCCGUGUCCGGCGAACACACUGAGAUUUGGGCUCUGCCACCUUCAGCAAGUGACUGAAGGACAAUUCUACCCCUCCCUGCAACAUCUGUCCCGUCACAAAGAUACUCCCGGGACCCUUUCUGGGAGAACCCCCACUCCCACACACACACGCACACGCACACACACACACACACACACAUACACGCACAGUCCUGCACAUCUCUGAAGUUGUCAUCCAGCUUGUGAUUAAUGUGAUGUAUGUUUUUGCAGCCUUGGCAACCUUCUGUCACCCUUACUGCUACACCGAAGGUUGUGCCUGUAGAAAAUGUCUGUGUGUGGCCUAAGAACUGGAAGAUAUAAUCUUGUAUAUUGUAUUUAUAUCUAAGCGCUCAACGACCCCCACCCCCACCCCCCACCCCCUCGCCCACACACCGUUGUUACCCCUCCUACCCCUGUUGUAUUUAUGUUCUUUUUUUCUUUUUUUUUUAAAGAUACUGAAGUGGUCCUCACCUCAGUUUAGGAUAUUAGAUUAUUUGAGGGUCUUACACAGAUUUCACUAACAUGGUACAGAUAUGCAUUCAUUGACAGUUAACGGUCAUACCAACACAUUUUUAAAAAGUCACAACUCAUAUUAAAAACCAUACGAUGUGUGUAUGAACAAUAACUUCACUCAAAAGACUGGGCUGAUUUCUGACUAAAUGGUGUAUUGUGUUCAGGGAUAUCACAGUCAGAUCCAGUAUUUGGCACUGAAAUGGUCAAUUUGCUGUUGACAUGGUUUCGUCAGGUGGUUUAUUACUGAGAGUUCAGAACGAGAAAGAUAACCUACAAAAUGUGAGCUCCUUUUAAUGUUUAAAAAUUAUUUCAAAAGGACAUAGCGUCUACCUUCACUGUGGCAUGAGCAAUCCGAUUUGUUGUCAACCUUGUGAAAAAGACACAGCAUGCUGUGUCACCGACCUGCUCAGAAACAUGGUGUACCAGCCUAUGUCAAAAAUGACGUUUCAGUGCUUGAACCUCAUUGUGUACAGCAUGUUUAGAAAUGUAUGUAUGGAAAACAAUUGUCAGCAAUUAAUUUAGCUGGUUGACACACCAGCAAAGUUUGUUCCACAAAAAAAAAAAAACAGAGAAUCUCACGACUGUGUUGCCAAAGUACACUUCCGCCCUCUGCUGGCCACGUCUGGUAUAUACAGCGUCAUUCCUCACAGCUCUGGUGCCAGGGUGGGAGUUUCAACCGUGAUAACUCCUAGCUGGAGACUCACAAGCGAAUAUAUGAAAUAAUUGUGUAUUUGUGGAUAGUGUGUAAAGUUUAAAAAAAAUAUAUAUUGCCAUUUUCACUUCAGCUGUGCGCGGGAGAGAAGAGCGUGUUCUUCCCGCAUCGUUCGGCUGAAUGUCUUUUCUGAUUCUAGCACACCUGCUGCGUUUGCUUCAGUACCUGUUUGUGAUGUCACGAGUAUGCUUCUGACAUGUCGCGAGCGAAGUGGGCGAAUCUAAACGCACCUGUGAAGCGGGGUGGGUGAAUGCGAUAACCGUAGCACACGGGUUAUUGUGCAGCAGAACAUAACGACCACUGUGAUACUAGAGAGAAUGAGAGCCACAGAGACAGAGAGAGAGAGAGAGCAAGUGAUUGAGGGAGAGAGAGCGAGAAGGAACUUAAGGACGUAAGGAUAGUCUGUUAGGUUAACUUCAGGUUUCCUUCCAAGUGUUUUUGGGGCGGGGAGAGGAGGCAUACACAAACAACUUGUACGGAGAGCGAUCAGAAUCCCACAGCAAAACCCAUUGAGAUUCCUUCUUACCUCCCUGUAUCCACCUCUGGGUGGCUAUACAAAGUAGCCCACGGGGAGCAGUAUGUCUAUAACGGUCUAAUCCCCACCAGGGACUGGCUAACAGCGGCUGGAUGCCUUGGAUCUUAACCUUUGGUCGGACUUGUCCUUCACGGGAAGAGACGAUGGACAGGAUUACACUCGCCCCCUACGCUCGCUUACACUCGGAAUGUCUAAUUCUGUAGCCGUUGCCUUCGGUUCAGCUUCCGUCCUGUUUGGUUCGGUCACCCCCUUCAACAUCCUUAAGCUUUUUAUAACAUGACCUUAAAUGUGAAACCGGUAACAUUUGUACAAAUUGUAUACCUAUGUACCUUUAAAAAAAUCAUAUUGUAAUAAUAACAACAGUAACCAUGAGCAUAAAGCGUAUAGCAGCAGCAUGGACUUAAUCCUUUUUAUAUUUUCCAAGCUGUUAAUAAUAUGAAUACAAAGAAUCUUGUCUACAUUUCAAUCAAAUAAAGCUAGCCUUGUAAAACCA
Messenger RNA from Conger conger (European conger), 7852 nucleotides. RefSeq names its product A kinase (PRKA) anchor protein 12b (gene akap12b). The transcript is spliced from 4 exons. Gene Ontology annotation, biological process: regulation of protein kinase C signaling; signal transduction. The coding region runs from base 173 to 5518 and encodes 1781 amino acids. Gene Ontology annotation, cellular component: cytoplasm. NCBI's taxonomy places the organism in Eukaryota, Metazoa, Chordata, Actinopteri, Anguilliformes, Congridae. Gene Ontology annotation, molecular function: protein kinase A binding; calmodulin binding. The record is from RefSeq and is a predicted model, not a curated record.